GUUUCUUUUCUUGCUUUCUGCAACGAUGGACGUCCUGCACACCCAGCUCGCGGCGUUACAGCACCAGCUGGAUUUCGUAGCAACAAAACCAAUUGACUGGAAGUUCUACGUGCAAGCAUUCUCAUGGGGGGUUACUCUUUUUGAGUCCUACCUUUUGCUCCGCCAGUAUCCCCUCUACUCUAAGACAGAACCACCUACUGUCCUUGCUGGCCACUUUAGCCCUGAUGCAUUCGAGAAAUCACAAAAGUAUGGAAAAGACAAGGCAAAAUUCUCGCUUUUCGCUGGUCUCUUCAAACAAUGUCUCGAUUCUGCGAUGAUCCAAUUUGGCUUUUACAACUGGGCAUGGGACGUUGCCCGUCAGGUCCUUGCGUCAUUCGGUUAUGGAACGGAAUAUGAGAUCACCCAAUCAAUCGCAUUUUCCUGCGUGCUUUUCUUCGCCUCCUCAAUACCCACCUUACCUCUUUCCAUCUAUCAAACUUUUGUCCUCGAAGAAAAACACGGCUUCAACAAAACUACUCCCACCCUCUUUGUUACAGAUCUACUAAAGGGAUGGGGAAUCGGCUUCGUCAUCGGCACUCCUUUCCUUGGAGCUUUCCUUUACGUGUUCAAGUGGGCAGGGGACCGAUUUGUGCCGUGGCUUAUGGCGUUCUUAUUAUGCUUCCAGCUCUCCAUGGUCGUCGUCUACCCCACAGUCAUCCAGCCGCUCUUCAACAAAUUAUCCCCUCUCGAAGAUGGCGAUCUCCGCACUCGCAUCGAAGCACUCGCCACUAAGCUUAAGUUCCCUCUCAAGCACCUUUACGAGAUCGACGGUUCAAAACGCAGCUCGCAUAGCAAUGCGUAUUUCUUCGGUUUACCUUGGAGCAAACACAUCGUCAUCUUCGACACUCUCAUCAAAGAAAGCAAAGCUGAAGAAGUAGAAGCUGUCCUGGCCCACGAACUUGGUCAUUGGUAUUACCUCCACCCGACCAAACUCCUCUGCAUUUCCCAGGUCCAUAUUUUCACCAUCCUUGCCCUCUUCCCUGCUUUCCUUCAUGCGCCUCAGCUCCUUCGCUCCUUCGACUUCUCCAAGGAGGUGUCCGCGCACCCCCCUACUAUCGUCGCAUUUUUACUCUUCCAGAUGAUCCUCACACCUCUCGAGUCCCUUGUCUCUAUCGGCCUCAACGCUAUCAGCCGCCACUUUGAAUGGCAAGCUGACCGCUUCGCGUGUGAGCUCCAAGAGAAACUUGGUAGCGCUGAGAUGCAUGAUAUGGGUGACCGCCUCGGUCGCGCGCUCAUCACGCUGCACGUCAAAAAUCUGUCCACUGUUUGGGUUGAUUGGCUUUACUCGGCAUACCACCAUUCGCACCCCACCCUCACUGAGCGGUUGAAAGCUCUCGACGCAUUCAGCGCGAAGCGUGCAAGCGCCGAGAAGAAAACUACGUAAAUAUGAUUUGUGUGUGUGCUGGGGUUUAAUGGGGAAUGUUGAAUUGUUUGUUACUCGCUGUAUUCUCGCCCAAGUGUUCAGAUGAGGAGAGACGGAUGUGUGGGGGAGUAGAAGAAUGACGGACUGGUAAGUAGUGUGGAAACAAGGCUUUAAAAAGAAUAUCGUACACCAAGGUAUACCCUAUAGUUGCCCAAUACCUCUUGUGAUUGCAAUCCACCCAAGUGCUUUUGGAGCUAGCGAUUGAGGCACGAUGGCAUAUAUUUCAAAAUUUUAUGCAAUUCCUUGUAUCCUGACUCAAUAUGAUUCAUUAUUCUAUCGAUUUGA
Messenger RNA from Serpula lacrymans var. lacrymans S7.9, 1747 nucleotides. RefSeq lists its product as uncharacterized. Gene Ontology annotation, molecular function: metalloendopeptidase activity. Gene Ontology annotation, cellular component: endoplasmic reticulum membrane. The record is from RefSeq and is a predicted model, not a curated record. Bases 26 to 1423 code for a protein of 465 amino acids. The transcript is spliced from 8 exons. Gene Ontology annotation, biological process: CAAX-box protein processing. NCBI's taxonomy places the organism in Eukaryota, Fungi, Basidiomycota, Agaricomycetes, Boletales, Serpulaceae.